GGAGCCCCGCUACUGUCCGCACUGUUGCACACCCUCCACUCUCGCUUCAGUUCAUUUACAGCGGCUCUCCCGACCGGCCUCACCAGACAUUGCUCGCAUGGCGACCCUUGAUCCACUGGACGGCCAAUUGUCUGAAGAGGUUGCCCGAGUCGCUGUUGAGGACACUGAUCCUAGUGUCCCUUCAGAAAAGAUUGAAAAAUAUCCUAUUCAAGCUACAGAUUGCAGUGUUUCCAUUAAAGGUUCUUCAGAUCUCCCGGUACAAGAUACAGCAACAGUUAACCUGGAGCGUUUAAUUGCACAGCCUUGGACGACAAGACGGCCAGGAGAUAACGAGAGUCAACACAUUGAAGGAAAUUGUUUAUCAGAAGAAGAUGUGAAAGACAGUAAUUCAUGCACAUAUUGUUUAGAAACCACAUGCAGAAAGUCAUUGUUAACUUCAACAUGCAUCACUCCAUCUCCUUGCAUUGGUGACAUGAUGAACGAUGAAGAUCUGUUGUACACACUGAGGUUAAAGCUGGAUCCACUGCACCCAACCAUCAAAAACUGGAGGAACUUUGCCAGCAAAUGGGGCAUGACCUAUGACGAACUCUGCUUUUUGGAACAGAAACAGCAAAGUCCAACCUUAGAGUUUUUGCUGAAGAACAGUGACCGAACUGUAGCGCAGCUAAUUGACCUGUGCAAGUUUUACAAAAGGGUGGAUAUUCUGAAAGUGCUGGAAGCGUGGGUAGAGAAAGAGUGGCCUAAACAGUGGCAUUCAAAAUAAACAAAGUUAAAAGAAGUUCAGAAUUUAUAUUCAUAAUUUCCUGUUGUCAUCAUUUUACUUCGGGAAAGUUCCAUUUUUUCUUCUGUCAUUUUGUGUCAAACACUUAGAGAUGGAGCUUAGAUGUCUUGGUGUUUACUCUUUACUGUUCAGUGCUAAACAUUUAAAGGAAAUAUAUAAAGUAAUAGGAAGCAAUAGGAAAGCUGAAAGAAUUGUGAUAAUUUGUGUGUCUAUUUAUUCCUCUGCCUUUCUAUUCUAUACCUGUUAAAAAAUGUAGCUCAUUUUAAAUUGGAAACAUCAGGACAAUCCAAACCUACUGAAUUUCUGGUAAGACUGAAUGUAUUUGUUUGUUCGGGUCUUAGAAACUUUAGGAAUAUUUUUUAAUCUUAAUAGAUUCAAGUAUUAUUUUUCCAGUUAUAACUUUGUUUUGCUGCUUGUUUCAAACUGUAAUGUAAAAGACUGGGAGUAAAUAUUUGCUUGCAUUUUGCAUCAAUGCAUAGUGAUUUUGGAGUGCAUCAAGACAAUUCGUUAACACAAAGUUAAAAGCCAUCAGAGGGAUUCUUGAUACAUCUACACAUUUUACAUCUGAAUUCACUGAAAGCAGGAUGGUUGCGAAGAUUCUGUGUACUUGUUGCAAAAAGUAUAGCAGAACUCCGUAAUGUGUAGUAGCCCUUCAAUACUUUCAAUUUUCAGUUAUCAUGAAUCACCUGGUUGGUUUAGGAAACAUAUUGCAACUCAUAUUUUCAGAAACAUUUAUGUGAAAUCAUAAAUCAAUGAGUUCAGAACAAAUGUUGAAUAAGAAAGCAUUAUAUUAUCCACAUAAGAAUGUACAGGUAAAGUGCAGUCAUCAUAUUAAAACAGUUACAAAAUCAAGCAAAUUAUCCCAAUGCAGAGUUAAUAUAUUCCGAUAAAUAUCCUUGUAACGUGGUUCCUUCAAUAAAACAGGAGUCUUUUAUGUUAGAAUAAAACAAUAACAUUUAAUACAUAGGCUUGACUAUUCAAGAAUCACAAUAUAUUUCAAAUUUACAUUCAAAUUUCAAAGAAACUAUUUUAUACAUUGAAUUUGAUAUUGAAGAAUUAAGAAAACCCUGUACAAUCCUGGUCUAUAAAUAUAUACCUCUAUUUUAAGUAAAUAUCUUUAGCUUAUCCCUAUGUGUUACUACCUGGUAUGAACAUUUCCAUUACAUGUAAGUUUGAAGUGAAGCUUUAUUCAAAGAUGACAAUUAAAUAUGAGAUGCGUAUAA
Amblyraja radiata (thorny skate) is the source of this 2004-nucleotide messenger RNA. It is a transcript of the gene edaradd, whose product is annotated as EDAR-associated death domain. The record is from RefSeq and is a predicted model, not a curated record. NCBI's taxonomy places the organism in Eukaryota, Metazoa, Chordata, Chondrichthyes, Rajiformes, Rajidae. Gene Ontology annotation, molecular function: protein binding. Gene Ontology annotation, biological process: signal transduction. The coding region runs from base 98 to 763 and encodes 221 amino acids. The transcript has 6 exons.